UUUCCCCUCACCCUUUCUCUUUUCACUGUUUCCACAUCUCAUUUGUGACAAAAAUGGUAUGUCGUUUUUUUCGUCCAUCUUAUCAUAAUAAUUAAACAUGGUGUCUCGAUAAAUUUGCAAUACUAAAUUUCGAGUGAAAAUUUGAGUUAAAAAAGUUUGAUCUUCUCAAUUCUUUUGUAUAUGCCUAGUUGUUGCCUAUUGGGGGUAUAGAGACUUCAUGCCUCUGCAAGGGGCAAUGGCCAACAAGCCUAACAAGGCCUUGUAUUUUGAUUCAAGCAAUGAAUGUUUACAUUCGAUUAGAUUUAACAAUGCUUAACACAGUUCGAUUAUAUGAUGUGAAUAUAAUAUGAAUUAUCAUAUAUAUUUGAUUCUAAUAUGCAAUGAUAUAUAUAUUAUAAAUAAAAUUUUGGUUAAUGGAACAGGCGAAUGCAUCAUCUGGAAUUGCAGUGGGUGAUGAAUGCAAAAUGAAGUUUUUGGAGUUAAAAGCAAAGAGAAAUUACAGAUUCAUUGUUUUCAAAAUAGAAGAAACGAGUUACCAGGUUGUGGUUGAGAAGCUUGGUCAACCCAACGAAAAAUAUGAUGAUUUAGUUGCCAGUUUGCCCCCUAAUGAGUGUCGUUAUGCUGUUUUUGAUCUUGAUUUCACCACUAAUGAAAACUGCCAGAAGAGCAAAAUUGUCUUCAUUGCAUGGGCCCCGGAUUCAUCAAGAGUUAGGAGCAAAAUGGUAUAUGCCAGCUCCAAAGAUAGAUUCAGGAAAGAGUUGGACGGUGUUCAGGUUGAAUUGCAGGCUACUGAUCUGAGUGAAAUGAGCUACGACAUUGUCAAAGAGCGAGCUAUUAGCUAGCCAUUGGAUCAAUAAACCGAUUUUGGGGGUUUUAAUUUAUUUUUUCAAUUGCCAUAAUCAUCAAUUUAGUUAGUAGUUCAAUUGAUACAAUGAAACAUUUUGUGGAUUCAAUUUCUUUUGUUUGAGAAGAAUUUGGUUUGUUUUACAUAUAAAAAAAUGUUGAAAAAAAGUUAAAUUAUGAAUAGGGAUCACCACUUUUACAUCCCAUUAAUUUUUAACCCCUUUUAAUUACUAGGGGUGAUUUUAAGAAACUAAUCUCGUUCUUUUUUCCCCCUUCUCUUA
Molecule: messenger RNA, 1124 nt
Organism: Gossypium arboreum
Lineage: Eukaryota; Viridiplantae; Streptophyta; Magnoliopsida; Malvales; Malvaceae
Product: actin-depolymerizing factor 7-like
Exons: 2
Coding region: 414-842 (142 amino acids)
Biological process (GO): actin filament depolymerization
Cellular component (GO): cytoplasm; actin cytoskeleton
Molecular function (GO): actin filament binding
Source: RefSeq, a predicted model, not a curated record